AUGAGUUGUGGGUCAUUUGAAGGGCUGGAUCGACGUGCAGCCAAGGACCGGGCGGCACUGGACGUUGUGCACCCAGUGCGUGUGGAUGCGGGGGGCUCCUUCCUGUCCUACGAACUGUGGCCCCGUGUACUGCGCAAGCGGGAUGUGUCCCUGCACCACGACACACCCACCUUCUACCAGCUGCAGUACCGCGGGCGUGAGCUGCGCUUCAACCUGACCACCAACCCGCACCUGCUGGCGCCUGGCUUCUUGAGUGAGACGCGGCGGCUUGGCAGUCUGGGCCGGAUGCACAUCCGAGCCAGCACCCCUGCCUGCCACCUGCUUGGUGAGGUGCAAGACCCUGAGCUUGAGGGCGGCCUGGCGGCCAUCAGUGCCUGCGAUGGCCUGAAAGGUAUGUUCCAGCUCUCCAGCGAGGACUACUUCAUUGAGCCCCUGGACGGCGCCCUGGCUCAGCCCGGCCAUGCCCAGCCCCACGUGGUGUACAAGCGCCAAGCCCCUGAGAGGCCAGCAUCGCAGGGCAACACCAGUACUGUAGGCACCUGUGGGGUGCAAGCAUCCGCAGAGCUGGAGUCUCGGCGGGAGCACUGGGAGCAGCGGCAGCAGUGGCAGCGGCAGCGGCGGAGGCGUCUGUACCCGCGCUCGAUCAGCAGAGAGCGGUGGGUGGAGACAUUGGUGGUAGCUGAUGCCAAGAUGGUGGAGUACCAUGGGCAGCCACACGUGGAGAGCUACGUGCUGACCAUCAUGAACAUGGUGGCUGGCCUGUUUCAUGACCCCAGCAUUGGGAACCCCAUCCACAUCACCAUCGUGCGCCUGGUCCUGCUGGAAGAUGAGGAGGAGGACCUGAAGAUCACACACCACGCAGACAACACCCUGAGGAGCUUCUGCAAGUGGCAGAAAAACAUCAAUAUGAAGGGGGAUGCCCACCCGCUGCACCAUGAUACUGCCAUACUGCUCACCAGGAAGGACCUGUGUGGAGCGAUGAACCGGCCCUGUGAGACCCUCGGCCUAGCUCAUGUGUCGGGCAUGUGUCAGCCACACCGCAGCUGCAGCAUCAGUGAGGACACAGGCCUGCCGUUGGCUUUCACUGUGGCCCACGAGCUUGGACACAGUUUUGGCAUUCAGCAUGACGGAAGCGGCAAUGACUGUGAGCCUGUUGGGAAACAGCCUUUCAUCAUGUCUCCACAGCUCCUGUACAACAGCGUCCCCCUCAUCUGGUCCCGCUGCAGCCGCGAGUACAUCACCAGGUUCCUCGACCGUGGGUGGGGCCUAUGCCUGGACGACCGUCCUGGCAAGGAUGUCAUCGACUUCCCCUCUGUGCUCCCUGGCGUCCUCUAUGACGUGAACCACCAGUGCCGCCUGCAGUACGGGCCCUACUCCGCCUUCUGUGAUGACAUGGAUAACGUCUGCCACACACUCUGGUGCUCCGUGGGGACCACCUGUCACUCCAAGCUGGACGCAGCCGUGGAUGGCACCAAGUGUGGGGAGAGCCAGUGGUGUCUCAAUGGAGAGUGCGUCCCUGUGAGCUUCCGGCCUGAGGCCGUGGACGGUGGCUGGUCAGGCUGGAGCGCCUGGUCUGUCUGCUCACGGAGCUGCGGUGUGGGUGUGCAGACCGCUGAGAGGCAGUGCACACAGCCUGUCUCUGGGGGAGGGGCCUGGGUGCUGUGCUCAGGCUGCUCUCAGCGGGUGGGACCGAAGGCGGCCCUUGCCUGGGGCCGGGGUGCUGCCACCAGGAUCGAGUCUGAGGACUCGAGGACUCAUGGGCCUUCCUUCCGCCAGGUCCAGUGCAGCCACUUCGACGCCAUGUUCUACAAGGGCCAGCUACACACGUGGGUGCCUGUGGCCAAUGAUGUGAAUCCCUGUGAGCUGCACUGCCGGCCCUUGAAUGAGUACUUUACUGAGAAGCUGCGGGACGCUGUGGUGGAUGGCACCCCCUGCUACCAAGGCCGUGUCAGCCGGGACCUGUGCAUUAAUGGCAUCUGCAAGAACGUGGGCUGCGACUUCGAGAUCGACUCGGGUGCCCUGGAGGACCGUUGCGGUGUGUGUCACGGCAAUGGCUCCACCUGCCACACCGUGAGCGCGACCUUCGAGGAGGCGGAGGGCCUGGGGUACGUGGAUGUGGGGCUGAUCCCGGCCGGAGCGCGCGAGAUCCACAUCGAGGAGGUGGCUGAGGCCGCCAACUUCCUGGCGCUUCGGAGCGAGGACCCGGAGAAGUACUUCCUCAACGGGGGUUGGACCAUCCAGUGGAACGGGGACUACCAGGUGGCAGGGACCACCUUCACGUAUGCCCGCACAGGCAACUGGGAGAACCUUACAUCCCCGGGCCCCACCAGCGAGCCUAUCUGGAUCCAGCUGCUUUUUCAGGAGAGCAACCCCGGGGUACGCUACGAGUACACCAUCAACAGGGAGGCUGGCGGCCACGGGGGCAUCCAGCCACCCGAGUUCUCCUGGCACUACGCGCCCUGGACCAAGUGCACAGUCACCUGUGGUACAGGCGUGCAAAGGCAGAGCGUGUAUUGCAUGGAGCGGCAGGCGGGACCUGUGGAUGAGGGACACUGUGACCCUGUGGGCCGGCCGGACGACCGCCAGAGGAAGUGCAGUGAGGAGCCCUGCCCUGCCAGGUGGUGGGCGGGAGGGAACCGGGCACUCCAGACCCCAGGAUCAGGAAUCCCUCACAAGCCAUGCCUUGUGCUUGGCAGGGCCAGAGACAGCUGGCUGCAGCCUCUGCCACCCUGACAUAGUGCAGUGGGCAGGUCAACCUCGCCUUGCCCUCGUGUCCCCUGGCAGCUCCCUCCUGGCCUGAGCCACUCACCCUGGCCUUCCUUGCAGUGCUCGGUGACAUGCGGGACGGGCACUCAGCAGCGAAGUGUUCUCUGCACCAAUGACACCAGUAUCCCCUGCGAUGAGGCCCAGCAGCCGGCAAGCAAGAUCACCUGCUCUCUGCCACUCUGCCCGCGGCCCCUAGACACGCUGGACCCCGAAGGCUCAGGCAGCGGCUCCUUCAGCCACGAGCUCUUCAACGAGGUGGACUUCUUCCCACACCGCCUGGCCCCUCACCCGUCUCUCCCGUCGUCCCCCGAGCCAGCAGGCAUGGGCAAUGCCAUCGGGGAGGACCCGGAGCCAGACCUGCCAGGGCCCGUGUUUGUGGAUGACUUCUACUACGACUACAAUUUCAUUAACUUCCACGAGGAUCUGUCCUACGCACCCUCCCAAGGGGACCCCGAUCCCGCCCUGGCCAAGACAGGGGGCUGGACACUCCCACCCCAGAGCAGUCCUGCUGCGCCCCCCACGGGCACCCCGGAGCCUGCCACGGAGCCUCCUGUGACCGAGGAAGGGACGGGACCCGGGUCUUGGUCCCUUGGCACCUGGCCCAGCCAGGCUGACCAGUCCCCACUCCCAUCCCCCCCUUCGGAGCAGACCACUGGGAACCCCCUCCUCAAUUUCCUGCCUGAAGGAGAUGCCCCCAUGGGAGCCCCCAACCUGGGACUUCCCAGCUGGCCCUGGCCCCCGGCUUCCGUGGGCGGUACACAGUCACCUGCUGCCUCUGGGAGCCCAAAUGAAGUCCUCGCAAGGGAGGACAGCCAGAGCCCACUGCCCUCUUCAUGGCGGGACAGGACCAAUGAGGUUUUCGGGGAUGACGAGGAGCCUGUGGGCGGUGGAGCGCCCCCCCUGCCCCAGAGACCCAGCCCCAGGCCGCCUCCUGGGUCCCCCCUCAGCACCCGCACCUCUCCUAGUCCUAGGGUGGAACUGGGAACAGGAGGAAGGACUGUGGCCGGAGAGCCGGCCCUGGAGGGUGGCCUGGGGGCUGUGGACAGUGAGCUGUGGCCCGCUGUGGGGGUGGCUCCUCCCACUGCCACUCUGCCAGAGACUGGGGUCAGAAGCGGCCCCCUGGAGCUAGGGACUCCCAGCUUCUCGGCCCCUGGACUGAGCUCAUGGGACUUGCAGACUCCGGCUGUGCUGCAGCCUCCGACAGCCAUGACUGACCUGGGGCACAGGCCCUGGAUGACUGUCCCGAGCCCGGGACCCCAGCGCCAGCCUGCAUUCCCUGGCCCCGAGGCCCCUCUGUCCACACCAUCCCAGGACAGCCCCGCCAACAGCAGCGGGGCCCCCGAGGCCCAGCCCCUGGCCCCCAGCCUGGCCGAGGAGGGGUCCCCCGGGGACCAGCUGGCCACCAGGAAUGCCAGCUGGCAAGUGGGAAACUGGAGCCAGUGCUCCACCACCUGCGGCCUGGGCGCCGUCUGGAGGUCCGUACACUGCAGCUCCGGCCGGGAUGAAGACUGUGUCCCUGCGGGCCGGCCCCAGCCCGCCCGCCACUGCCACUUGCGGCCAUGUGCUGCCUGGCACGCCGGCAACUGGAGUAAGUGCUCCCGCAGCUGUGGUGGAGGCUCCUCCAUGCGGGACGUGCAGUGCGUGGACACGCAGGACCUCCGGCCACUGAGGCCCUUCCACUGCCAGCCAGGGCCUGCCAAGCCGCCUGUCCGCCGACCCUGCGGGGCCCAGCCCUGCCUCAGCUGGUACACCUCCUCUUGGAGGGAGUGCUCCGAGGCCUGUGGUGGCGGCGAGCAGCAGCGUCUGGUGACCUGCCCGGAGCCAGGCCUUUGUGAGGAAGCACUGAGACCCAACGCCACGCGGUCCUGCAACACUCACCCCUGCACGAAGUGGGUGGUGGGGCCCUGGAACCAGUGCUCAGCCGCCUGUGGCGGUGGUGUCCAGCGGCGCCUGGUCAAGUGUGUCAAUACCCAGUCGGGGCUGCCUGAGGAAGACAGCGACCUGUGUGGCCACGAGGCCUGGCCUGACAGCUCCCGGCCCUGUGGCACUGAGGACUGUGAGCUCAUCGAGCCUCCACGGUGUGAGCACGACCGCCUGUCCUUCGGGUUCUGUGAGACCCUGCGCCUGCUGGGCCGCUGCCAGCUGCCCACCGUCCGCAGCCAGUGCUGCCGCUCGUGCCCCCCGCCCGGCCACGGCGCCCCCUCCCGAGGCCACCAGCGAGUUGCCCGCCGCUGACCCGCUCCGGGAUGCACAGACCGACCAACGACGCACACACCUCAGCGCCCAACAUGGGCUGCGGCGGAGCCCCGGCCCCCCGUGCCCUCAUGGUGCUAACACCCCCCACCCAGUGACAGGCUGGGUCUGUCCCCUAUCCCCAUCAGAAAAGGUAUUUUUUUAUUCUAACAGUUGGUGUAACAUUUGUUAUUAUUUUGCAUAAACGAGUAUCUACUGUUCC
Molecule: messenger RNA, 5221 nt
Organism: Carlito syrichta (Philippine tarsier)
Lineage: Eukaryota; Metazoa; Chordata; Mammalia; Primates; Tarsiidae
Gene: ADAMTS7
Product: ADAM metallopeptidase with thrombospondin type 1 motif 7
Exons: 24
Biological process (GO): extracellular matrix organization; proteolysis
Cellular component (GO): extracellular matrix
Molecular function (GO): metalloendopeptidase activity
Source: RefSeq, a predicted model, not a curated record